CCCAAUACGUAAUACAUUUAGAAAAGCUUGUUGCUUAUCUCAGUUCUCUUAUUCUCAGCUCUCUUGUUCUUGAAUCUUGAGCACGAGCAUGGGUGAUGGGCGAGCCGUAGAUAGUUAAAAUACCAUUGCAACUUGUCAUUGAUAAGAGUAAACUUGACGUAUUUGCGUUGAUAAUUAUAUCUCAUACCUUAUCUUUUUCAAUUGCGUAGAAAAAAAUUUAUUACAUUUAAAUAUUGUACAAUUCUUGUGAAUUACAAUCAGAAAAGAAUUCAUAAACUUGAUCAAUUAAAUGAAAUGGAAUUGGCAAGAAACGUUUGGAGAAGGUCUCUAUUUGUAUAUCAGUCCAGUAUUCAAGCAUCACUUAGAACUAGUUCAAGUGAUGCAUCAAAUAUAAAUGAGACUCAUACCGUCUCUAAAUUAACAGAUCUACAAUCUAAGAUCACAGAUGAAAAAGUUCAUAGUGCGUUAAGAGCAACCGAAGAACUGUCUUCUUACAUUGGACUAGCCAGAGAAUUUGCUAAUGACAGUAAAGAAGAGCAUCCCUAUGUAGAUAAAUUAAAAAGAGUUCAAAUGAUAUUGUUUGAUCUUCACCAUACUAUUUUAAGAGCGACACCUGGAGAGAAAAAAUUAUUUGAACAUCGACACACUAAAGACUUGGACGAAUGGAUUGAAAAAUACUCAAAGCAAUUACCACCUCCUGAAGAUUAUAUUAUACCAGGUGGAGGUAAAGCUUGUGCAUCUUUACAUGUUGCAAGAACAAUAUGUAGAAGGGCUGAACACAGUCUCAUGCCUCUUGUAACAAAUGGUACUCUUGACCAACAAGCACAAACAUAUCUGAAUCGACUGACAGAUUUUCUUCUCACUAUAUCUCGAAUUGCUGCCAAAUGUGAUAAACGCACAGAAAAUAUUUACAUACCUCGGGCAGAAGUUUCAAAAGAAAAAUAAAAUAUUUGAAGAAU
Phymastichus coffea is the source of this 959-nucleotide messenger RNA. RefSeq names its product corrinoid adenosyltransferase MMAB-like. Gene Ontology annotation, molecular function: corrinoid adenosyltransferase activity. Bases 295 to 945 code for a protein of 216 amino acids. NCBI's taxonomy places the organism in Eukaryota, Metazoa, Arthropoda, Insecta, Hymenoptera, Eulophidae. The transcript has 4 exons. The record is from RefSeq and is a predicted model, not a curated record.